Messenger RNA from Necator americanus (New World hookworm), 2343 nucleotides. RefSeq lists its product as uncharacterized. Gene Ontology annotation, molecular function: GTP binding; GTPase activity; U3 snoRNA binding. Lineage: Eukaryota; Metazoa; Nematoda; Chromadorea; Rhabditida; Ancylostomatidae. The coding region runs from base 1 to 2343 and encodes 780 amino acids. The transcript is spliced from 20 exons. The record is from RefSeq and is a predicted model, not a curated record. Gene Ontology annotation, biological process: endonucleolytic cleavage of tricistronic rRNA transcript (SSU-rRNA, 5.8S rRNA, LSU-rRNA); maturation of SSU-rRNA from tricistronic rRNA transcript (SSU-rRNA, 5.8S rRNA, LSU-rRNA); ribosome biogenesis. Gene Ontology annotation, cellular component: preribosome, small subunit precursor; nucleus.
AUGAGCACAGGUCAUCAACCUGGAGUAUUUAAGAGGCCUGCAAAAGCACAUAAAACGUUCAAGGGAAAGAGAUCUAAAGGUCAAAUAGAUACUGAAAAUAGAGGUAGACUUGUGGUGUCUUCGGUUGUGAAAGCUCGAAAACGUUUACUUUCCAAGGAGGAACGCCAUCAGCGAGCCAUUCAUAUACGUGCCAAUAAACGAAAGGCUGCCUUUGAACAACGUCGAGGACUAGAUGGGGGAAUAGCUGCGCCAACUUUGAUUACAGUUAUUUCGUUUGAUAGCAACCAGAAUCCUACUGAUUUUAUUAGUGUACUCGCAGGAUGUGAUGAGACUAUCGUGCACACAUUAGGUCACAAUGUCGUUUAUCUCGCGAUUCCUCGUUUCAAAUCUCGGGUAGGCUUCCUUUCGCCAGACCUCUCCAGGCUCGAUGAUGUUUUGGCUUCAAUCAAGGUGUCGGAUGUAGUGUGUUUCUUGUGGCCUAUUGAAGGCGAGCUCAACCAGGAACAAAAUUUGCUUCUCACCAUUAUGAAAGCGCAUGGAUUGCCUUCGUUUGUGAACGUGAACCCUCAUCUCGACAAUGUUCCAGUUGGAAAGAAGAGAGAGGAUGCUAGAAAACGUGUUCAGUCAUUAAUUGGCGAAGUUAAUUUGACAACAAACAAGACUUUUGCCUGUGACACGAAAGCGGAGCGCAUUCUCCUUCUUCGUCACUUUGUGGAUAUGAAGAAAAAUAAGAUGCUUCUGCAGAAACGACGACCACACAUUCUUGUGGAGAAACUGGAUCUCGCCGCCGAGAAUAGUGGCGUUUGUUCGUUGCUCGCUAGUGGUUAUUUGCGUGGUCCAACAUGGAACGUAAAUCACUUGGUGCAUAUUCAAGGGUGGGGAGAUUUUCAAAUUGGCCGCAUUAUUGAACAUGACGACCCGCACCCAUUGAAGCAGAGUGAGAAGCUGUUGGAAAAGCAUUCGGGAGAAGCGAAAGUUCUGGUAGAAGCUGAUGAAUCGCGACGAGAAUCGUUGCAAUCCGAAGUUAUACCCGAUCCAAUGGACGCUGAACAAACAUGGCCUAAUGAAUACGACGUGAAUGAAGAUGUGAAACUGAAAAAUGUUCCUGAAACGCGUAAGGUACCUAAAGGAACAUCUUCUUAUCAAGCUGCUUGGAUUGUUGAAGAUGGGGAAGAGUCUUCUAGUGGCAGUUCCGAAGAUAUCGAUGAGGAUGAUGAAUAUGCAGAGGAAAAGAGCUAUAUGGAUGUCGGGGCAGCUACAGAAAGUGAUGUGGAAGAACAAGAAAACAAUGACGAAAUGGUGGAUUUAGUUUCGGAAUCAGCAGAUGAUGUCGUGGAUGAAGCGGACGAUCUUGAUGAGGUAGAGAAGUAUCGUCGUGAGCGUGAAAAUGCGCAAUUUCCUGACGAAGUUGACACACCUAUGGGAGAUCUGGCCAGAAUUCGUUUCCAGAAAUAUAGAGGUCUUAAGAGUUUCAGAACCUCCCCAUGGGAUCCUAAGGAGAAUCUACCGUCAGAUUACGCCCGCAUCUUCCAGUUCCAAAACUAUAAGAAAACUAGAAAAACAGUCCUGAAUGAAAUUGAUGAGUAUGAUUCCACAUCUUGUGCUUUCUCCGGGCAAUAUGUGACUUUGCAAAUCGAUCGUGUGCCUACUACACUUGCAGAGCAGUGGGAUAAAGACAGACCUAUGGUGCUUUAUCAGCUUCUCCCUCACGAACAACGGAUGUCAGUGCUGAAUUUUGUAAUUCGAAAGCACCCUUCAUGCAAGAUACCGAUAAUGAACAAGCAGAAAUUGAUUUUCUCCGUCGGGUUCCGUAAAUUUGAAGCAUCUCCAAUCUUCAGUCAGCAUACGAAUGGAGACAAGUUUAAGCUUGAAAGGUUCCUACCUCCUAAUGCGACGUGUGUGGCCUCUGUGUUUGCACCUAUCACUUUCCCACCGGCGUCUGUGCUAGUUUUUCGUGAAGGAAAAACAGGGAGAGAUGAACUUGUUGCCACUGGCUCUCUUCUUGACAUUAACCCCGACAGGGUUGUGCUCAAACGAAUAGUCCUAUCUGGCCAUCCUUUUAAGAUCAAUAAGCGCUCAGUUGUUUGCCGAUACAUGUUUUUUAACAGAGAAGACAUAGAGUGGUUUAAACCAGUAGAGUUGUACACUCCCAGUGGUCGUCGAGGACAUAUCAAGGAACCACUGGGCACUCAUGGCCACAUGAAAUGCCGUUUUGAUCACCAGCUAAACGCUAGCGAUUCUGUCAUGAUGUCGUUAUACAAACGGGUUUUUCCAAAAUGGACGUAUAAUCCAAGGGUGGUGCACUCUGUAGGAGCACAAGAAAAUGAGGAAAUGGAUGAGUAG